AUGGGGUUCCUCCUUGAGGGGCUGAUCCUCUGCCUCCUGCUCCUGGUCGGGUGGUGCGCCCCGUUCGCACUCGGGGUCUCAGAUGGGGGAGCCAGACACGGGGAGGGGCGGUCGCUUUUCAGUUACAGGGAGAUGCACGGGAACGUCUCCUUCCGGUGCUCGGCAUCGGGACCAUGCCUGCCCUGCGAGUAUUCUGAAAAGGUCGGUGUGGACUAUUGUCCUUCUAGCGCAAAUCAUCUCGUUUCAGUGUCUUCCCUAGUUUUGUAUCUGCGAUGGAUGUUCGAUUUCGUGAAUUUAAUUUGGGCUCCCGUGGGUUCAAAUUGGUCUAUUUCAUUCCCGUUUUAGGUGAGCAAUAAUCUGGAUCGAAUGGAUAAACUUUUGCACUGAUCUCCGUUUACCCGGAGAUACGAACGAGCUAUUGCGGCGCAGCUAUCUCCUUUGCGUCAUUUUCGUACGUUAUUAUUUAUCGUGUCGCAUAACACAUAUGAACUUUUGAAAUAAACUUUUAGAUACUAUUCUGCGGUAAAUGAUUAGACUACAGAACUCUGAUCCAGUUUUCAUUUUUUUGUUGUGAUAUAAGUUUUGGAAUCUGAGCCACUCAUUUUUCUGUAUGUUUUCACAAGGAAAAUGCUUUAUAAGUCACCAAUCAAUGAUCUACAGCGUCUGAAAUCUUACUCAAACAUAUAUGGUAGACUGUUAUGGAUGAUGGCUAAGCCGAUUACUCUUAUAACCACUAUUGUCAUGAAACAUAUCUAUAGUAUAAUUUUUAUAGAAGACAUGAGAGUCCCAAUAGAUGUUACAUUUAGUAAGGUAUAACAUCACCACGUACAAUUUUAUGAUGGUAGGAAAGUUGGACAGCUCAUGCACAUCGGUAUUUUCCAAUUCCUUGAAACCUGUACCACCAAUUAACCUUGCUAGUUUUUAUCUGAUCCUUGGUGAUCUGAAAAUCUCGAUAGAUAAGUUUCAACUCAAUAGGUUGUCGAUCAGAAGCAAUUGAAUCAUUGUCUAAUGGCUGUUUUCACCAUAGGAAGUACAUCCACCAAACGGUUUACCAGACGAUGAAAGAAAAGUAAAACAUGAGGAUCAAAAUUCUUUUAGCUUUGACUUGCUGUUGGUCUCUGAAGGCAACGUGAUUUGAAUACAGUGAAGGGGUGGUGGGCCUCUUAUUACACCCAACCCUUGAGAAUAAUUUCUAGAUGUCAUGAGUUUUUCAUAGACCGCGGUUUCUGUGGGUGAUCAUCAUGAAUUGAGAUUCUGUAUAGAUUUAAUGCUAGAAUAAUCAUGUAUUAUGAUAAAAAAAAUGUUUCAGUAUCUUAAAGACAUGUGAGUAUUCCCGUCUAGACUCGGGACCUGACGGUGAUAGAGUUAACUACACGACUCUGGGGUUUGUUUGGGACUUCUGAAAGCAGAUCCCAUUUGUACAAGUAUGAAGUUGUUACAACCGGAGCUAAGGCACUUAGGUUCUAUCAAUCCUAAAAUCUUCUAAAACAAGUGAGUAUGUUUUUUGCUCAAUGGCCUAUUUGGGUUCAUGUGAAUCAUUUCAUCAACAUUUGUUCCUGCCCUGGGAGCUACUUGAACCAAUGUUGCUCAAUAAGUUGAACCAAUAUUUACUUGAACAGAAAAGGUUAUUAUUAACUCUUUGGAUAUUUAUCGUUAUAAUCAUUUGAUUCUAUGAUCUUUCGAAAACAAAUCAUGAUUUGAGUUCAUCUUAUGAAUUAGAGAAGUGGUCUUUUCUAAAACUCUAGGUAACUGAUGAUCAGAAUUCAGUCUUAAUUUUCUAGUUGGUCUGUAUUUUUUUAGAACUUCUAGGAUUUAUUGAUUAAUUUUAUGAUUUCUUCUACCUGCGUUCAUCUGUCACUGAUUACCAGUAAUCUCGUGAACCAUGACAAAAUGAUCUUCCAGGGAAUUCUCCAAAAGACUACGUGUUGGAGACCUAAUGAUUAUCGCAUCUGUUCGAGGGAAUCUUUAUCAGAGAAAAUCUGAAUUUCGAUUUGAAAACCGUUGGAGACCUAAUGAUUUUUGCCUUUUACUAAAGUGAAAGUUUGAUGCUACCUAUCGAGGAUAUUUCAUGGUAUUUUUCCUAGGAGCGUUGUGAAAACAGCGUGUCUUGUUUUUGGCUGCUCAUUUCUGUUUUGAAUGCUUUGGCAGAAUUAUGAGAAAUAUCAUUGUAGUGAGACCGGUUAUCGUGUACCAUUGAAAUGUGUGGAAAUAAACGAUGAAGCAAAAGAAACGUCUGGGAAAAGAUCUCGAAGAAGUCUUUCUUUUCUCAACUACGGAGAUAAACUUUACUCUCUCCAACGGUUUCACCCCUCACCGAGGCGUCUCAGAUGGAGAAGGCUGUUGGACACCUCCUCAGAAUCCCAAGAUAAUCAAGUGAGCUACACGACCUACAGGAGCUGUCUGCCAGCAACAGCGGAAGAAAAGGUGUCAGUCCUUGGUUUUGAGGUAAGAGUUCCGAAAAAUAAAUCAUUCUGUUUACGCAAUCUCCCAUCAAUGUGUGUCGAGCGGUCCCUUCCAUGCGUUGCUUUUAGUCCAGACUCGAAUUUUCUUUCACCAUUCAGAUUCUAUUUGAUCGGAAUGUGUUCUUGGGUUCCUGGCUGGUUUCUUUCAAAAAUUAUGUGCGAUAGGUGUGUCAGGAACAACAUACUGGUAAGUGAGAAAAGUGCAUACAAGACGCAUUCCACAGUUAUGUGAAAAUUAGGUGUGCCGUAAAACCUGCUUGUAUGCUCAGGUGAUGUCCACGACUGCUCAACUCCAACUAGAGAAAAAAAAUAAAAAUUUAUGAUAAUUAUUUGCUUACCCUUCUAAGACCAAGCAUGAAGCAACCGAGUUUCUUCCACUGUGAAUUUGGGAAGCCAUAGUUUUAGAUUGUUGCCGGUUGCUCUCUUCUGCCUUGGUCUCGAUGUUUGGGAGUCAGAAACCUUUUCCAGGCUCGGCAUACUUCACGCCACCUGCUUUCCUCUUAAACCAAAAGCAUUGACCCUCGGGAGCCAUUUUGGGCACAUUUUCUAGGAUACGCCACGUUUUUCUCAGUCCUCUGCAUGAAUUUAACGAUUGAAACCUCGCCGUUGAACUCGAUUCUGUUCAGUUGCUUCCAAUCGGAUAAAGAUUUCAUCCGAUCAAAUCUCAUCCUACCCUUGUUUUUCCAUGCUCUCGUCUUAUCCUCGGUAGUGCCGUCUCUUCCUCCUGACAAGGCUAACUCAUCCUUCGUGCUCCCUCCCCCGCGUUAAAAUCUCCUUUGUAGAUGAUCAUGGUGUGCCUGCUUCUCGUCAGCGGCCUCUCUGUAUAUAUACGGCAGAGGCGGAGUAUUCCUAUGCUGGGAAUCGGCGCAGGACGGUUCCCUUUCGGCUCUUCCAGGCUGUGA
Spirodela intermedia is the source of this 3364-nucleotide messenger RNA. The record is from the annotation of a GenBank genome assembly. NCBI's taxonomy places the organism in Eukaryota, Viridiplantae, Streptophyta, Magnoliopsida, Alismatales, Araceae.